GCUCUCGCGCUCGUGUACUCUCUCGCUCUCGCGCUCGCUCGGGCGCUCUGAACAAUGAGUAUGUGCGGCGCGCGAGGAGCCCGGAGAAUGUGAGCGUGUGAUUUGGCCCCAGUGUUCAGCGCUGUGCGAUUCUCCUCGUGUGGGCUUUCAAUGGGCGAAGAACCCUAACCAUGUGGAUACCGACGGAACACGAGAAAUUCGGAGUGGUGCUGGCCAGUUUUCGGGGGACGGUACAGCACGGCUUGCCUCUGGAGAUCGGUGACACGGUGCAGAUCCUGGAGAAAUGUGAAGGCUGGUACAGAGGCUUCGUGCUCAAGAACCCAAAUGCCAAGGGGAUUUUCCCAUGCAGCUACAUUCAUUUGAAAAAUGCUCAAAUCAAGAACAAGGGGCAGUUCGAGACUGUGGUGCCCACGGAAGACACGGUCAUUACAGAGAUGACGUCCACAUUGCGGGAAUGGGGCACCAUAUGGAAGCAGCUUUAUGUGAAGAAUGAGGGAGAUCUGUUCCACAGGUUGUGGCAUGUGAUGAAUGAGAUCUUGGAUCUGCGGCGGCAGGUGCUGGUUGGCCAUCUGACCCACGACCGCAUGAAGGACGUCAAACAGCACAUCACUGCACGCCUAGACUGGGGAAAUGAGCAGCUGGGUCUGGACCUGGUCCCCAGGAGAGAGUUCAGCAUGGUGGACCCUGAUGACAUCAGCGUCACUGAGCUGUACAGACUGAUGGAACAUCGGCACCGUAAAAAGGAAACGCCGGUCCCAGCCAGCACACAUCACCUGUUUGUGCACAUGAAGAGUCUGAUGAGCUCGAACCUGGGCGAGGAGCUGGAUGUUUUCUUCUACAUCUAUGACAGCAGAGAGAGUCGACCAAUCAGUGAAAGGUUCUUUGUGAAGCUAAAUAAGAACGGAGUGCCAAAGUCUCCAGAGAAGACAGAGACACACUGUACCCUUUUUGUGGACUUGGGGAGCAACGACCUGAGAAAAGAUGUGUAUAUUGUUGUUCACAUCAUUAGGAUAGGGAGGAUGUGCGCCGGUGAGAAGAAGAGCACAUGCAGCGUGCAAUACAGGCGUCCCUUUGGCUGCGCUUUGGUCAGUAUUGCAGAUCUACUCACUACUGACACGAAAGAUGACCACGUCCUUAAAGUCUAUGGAUGUAACACUGAGAGCGAAUGGAGUCAAAUCCAUGACAACAUCAUAAAGAAAGUGAACUCCAGAUAUAACCAAAUAGGAUCCAAUGCGGGCCUAGCAGUGAAUCUACAGUUACUUCACGGGGACAUUGAGCAGUUGCGGAGGGAGUACAUGGCCAUUUUCUCUCGGGGUGUGUCCAUCACCAGGAAACUGGGCUUCUCUGAUGUCAUCAUGCCAGGGGAGAUGAGGAACGAUCUGUACAUUACCCUGGAGAAAGGAGAGUUUGAGAAGGGAGGGAAGACAGUAGCCAGAAAUGUGGAGAUCACCGUUUAUGCACUGGAUGUCGAUGGACAGAUUCUCAGGGGCUAUGUUGCAGCGGGUUCAGGUGAACCGGGGGCUGAUGAGUACCACUCCUUUGUGCUGUACCACAACAACAGCCCACGCUGGGUUGAGCAGAUCAAGCUUCCCAUCCCCGUUGACAUGUUCCGUGGCUCCCAUGUCCGCUUUGAGUUUCGCCACUGCUCCACAAAAGACAAGGGGGAGAAGAAGCUGUUUGGCUUCUCAUUUGUCCCUUUAAUGCAGGAAGAUGGACGAACUCUGCCUGAUGGCACCCAUGAGCUUAUCGUCCAUAAGUGUGAGGAGAACGCUAAUCUUCAGGACUGUGCACGCUACCUCAAUCAACCCUCCUUCAAAACCAACCUGUCAGGCAACAACCAAGCUGUGAAAAGCAGCAAGGAGUCCUUCUGGAUCACCUCGUUCCUCUGUUCCACCAAACUCACUCAGAAUGGUGAUAUGCUGGACUUGCUGAAAUGGAGGGUGCACCCUGAGAGGAUCAGUGACAGCUUGUCUAAACUGAAGGAGAUUGAUGGCUCUGAGAUAGUUAAGUUCUUACAGGAUACACUGGACACGCUCUUUGGAAUCUUGGACGAGAGCUCGCAGAGAUAUGGUCUCAAAGUCUUUGAUUCUCUUGUGCACAUUAUAAAUUUACUCCAGGACAGCAAGUUCCAGCACUUUAAACCCGUCAUGGACACCUACAUCGAGAGCCACUUUGCAGGAGCUUUGUCAUACAGGGAUCUGAUUAAGGUACUGAAAUGGUACGUGGACCGCAUCAUUGAAGCCGAACACCAGGACCACAUCCAGCGAGUACUCAGAGCGACGGAGUACAUCUUUAAGUACAUUAUCCAAUCUCGGAGGCUGUUUGCACUCGCCACGGGAGGCCAGAACGAGGAAGAGUUUCGCUGCUGUGUGCACGAACUCUUCAUGUCCAUCCGCUUCUUCUUGUCGCAGGAGAGCAAAGGGUCCAGCCCUAUCACACACACACAGGCGGUGUUUUUGCAGGCGUUUCCUGCAGUCUAUGGGGAGCUACUGAAGCUGUUCACUGUCAGAGAGGUGGCCUCAUUCGUGCGGGAGACGCUGGGGAGUCUGCCAGACACCUCACAGUCAGACUGCCCCCUAGAGACUGUCAAACUGCAGUGCAUUUCCAAAACUGUGGAGAGCCAGCUGUAUACAAAUCCAGAAUCAAGGUAUAUCCUGCUCCCUGUGGUCUUGCGCUUGUUACAAUCUCACAUGCAGGAGCAGCGGGAUCUGGUGAUGUGCGCCCAAAUACUCACCACCAUGCUGUCUAUCAUAAAGAGAUACGAUACGGAGCCAGCCAUGUCUGAAGAAGUGGAUCUGAUGGUGGAAAGCUUGCUCAGUGUGUUAUUGAGGACCAUACUGGAGAUUUCCAACCGUCCGCAGACCCCAGCGUCGACCCUGCGUCCACAGAAUCAGGACGUGACGGGGGAGUUUGUGUCAUGUCUCUUGGCUCUCCUGAAGCAGAUGGGAGAUCAACACUACCAGCAGCAUCUUCAGCGUUUCACCAGUAAAGAUGAGCUGAGGGAUUUCCUCCUGCAGAUUUUCACCGUGUUCCGGAUCCUGAUCCGGCCCGAGAUGUUUCCGAAAGAUUGGACAGUCAUGCGGCUCGUCACUAAUAAUGUCAUCAUAACAACAGUGCUCUAUCUGUCAGAUGCUCUGAGGAAGAACUUUCUCAAUGACAGGUUUGAUUAUAAGGUCUGGGACUCGUAUUUCUAUCUAUCUGUAAUCUUCAUCAACCAGCCCUGCCUCCAGCUUGAGACCUUCUCUCCUUCCAAGCGCAAGAAAAUUCUAGAAAAGUAUGGCGAUAUGAGGGUGAUGAUGGGCUGUGAAAUCUUCAGUAUGUGGCAGAAUCUAGGAGAACACAAGUUAAACUUCAUCCCUGCUAUGAUCGGCCCAUUUCUCGAGGUGACACUGGUUCCUCAGCCGGAUCUGAGGAACGUGAUGAUCCCCAUCUUUCACGAUAUGAUGGACUGGGAACAGCGGCGCAGCGGCAACUUUAAACAGGUGGAGGCAAAACUUAUAGACAAACUCGACAGUCUGAUGUCAGAAGGAAAGGGUGAUGAAACUUACCGGGAGCUCUUCAACAGCAUAAUUCCUCUGUUCGGUCCAUACCCUAGUCUUUUAAAGAAGAUCGAGAGAGAGACGUGGAGAGAGAGCGGAAUCUCAUUAAUUGCAACGGUGACACGUCUAAUGGAGAGACUGCUCGAUUACAGGGACUGUAUGAAACUUGGAGAAGUUGAUGGAAAGAAGAUUGGCUGUACUGUCAGUUUGUUGAACUUCUAUAAAACGGAGCUGAAUAAGGAGGAGAUGUAUAUCCGCUACAUCCACAAGCUGUAUGACCUGCACUUGAAAGCACAGAACUACACAGAGGCGUCUUACACACUGCUGCUGUACGAUGAACUGUUGGAGUGGUCAGAAAGGCCACUGCGGGAGUUCUUGAGUUACCCCAUGCAGAGCGAGUGGCAGAGGAAAGAGUACCUGCACCUCACCAUCAUCCAGAACUUUGACCGCGGCAAGUGUUGGGAGAACGGCAUCCUCCUGUGUCGAGAGUUGGCUGAUCAGUAUGAAGCGUACUAUGAUUACAGGAACUUGAGUAAGAUGAAGAUGAUGGAAGCCUCCCUGUAUGAUAAAAUAAUGGACCAGCAGAGACUGGAGCCCGAGUUCUUCCGAGUGGGCUUCUAUGGGAAGAAGUUCCCCUUCUUCUUACGGAAUAAGGAGUUUGUAUGUCGUGGUCAUGACUAUGAGCGUUUGGAAGCCUUCCAGCAGCGCAUGCUCAACGAAUUCCCUCAUGCCAUCGCCAUGCAACAUGCCAACCAGCCAGACCAGACCAUCUACCAGGCUGAGGCCCAGUACCUGCAAAUCUACGCAGUGACUCCAAUCCCAGACAGCCAGGACGUCCUUCAGAGAGACGGCGUUCCGGACAACAUCAAGAGCUUCUACAAAGUCAACAACAUCUGGCGUUUCCGCUAUGACCGCCCCUUCCACAAGGGCACCAAAGACAAGGAGAAUGAGUUUAAGAGUCUGUGGGUGGAGAGGACAACGAUGACCCUGGUGCAGAGUCUCCCAGGGAUCUCCCGCUGGUUUGAAGUGGACAAGAGAGAGCUGGUGGAGGUGAGCCCGCUGGAGAACGCCAUCGAGGUGAUUGAAAACAAGAACCUGCAGCUGCGCACACUUAUCACGCAGUGCCAGACACGCCAGAUGCAGAACAUCAACCCACUCACCAUGUGCUUAAACGGCGUGAUCGACGCUGCUGUGAAUGGAGGUCUUGCUCGCUAUCAGGAGGCAUUCUUUGUGAAAGACUACAUGAUGAAUCACCCAGAGGACGGAGAUAAGAUUGGACGCCUCAGAGAACUCAUGUUUGAACAGGCACAAAUACUGGAGUUUGGCCUGACUGUCCAUGAGAAGUUUGUUCCACAGGACAUGCGGCCACUGCAUAAGAAACUGGUGGAUCAGUUCCAUCUCAUGAAGUCUAGCCUAGGGAUUCAGGAGCUCCCGGCAUACGUGAGAGCCAGCCCGAUCCAUUUUCCCAAUGGAAGCCCGCGGGUCGGUCGAAACUCAAUGCCCAACAUCUUGAAUGUAGAGGGAGGACGUGUGGUGGCCCGCCGCAGUCCACUCGGCUAUCCAGCAGUGAACCGGUACUCUUCGUCCUCUCUGUCAUCGCAAGCAUCCAAUGAAGUGAGCAACAUCACCGGGCAGUCAGAAAGCUCAGACGAAGUCUUCAACAUGCAGCCUAGUCCAUCUACCUCGAGUCUCAGCUCCAAUCAUUCAGCCUCUCCAAACGUGACCAGCUCAGCCCCCUCCAGUGCCCGAGGUUCACCUCAGUUGUCAGAGAAACACAAACAUGUCCGGGAGAACUCCUGCCUCUCUCCAAGGGAGAGACCCUGCAGCGCUGUGUUUCCCAAUCCACUUGAAACCGCACAGAGGACGAUCCCGCAUCCGGCAGGCGAUGCCUCUCUGCCUCGCAGCGAUCCCAACAUCUCCAUUCCAGACAAAGUGGUCAAGCCUGCACCAAGCAGCUGGAGUCUUGACACAACGUUCUCUGACACUGUUGGAAAGCAGUUUUGCCCCCCAGUCCCUCCUAGGCCUCCAUACUCAGGGUCUCCUGCUAAAAAUGUGAGAUCCCAGUCGCCAGGUCCAGUGUCAAGGUCACCACAAAAGUACUCUGUGCCUCCUUUCACGCCCUCGCCCACGGAGUGCCCACCAGUAGGACUCGUACCCAACUCCCCAGUGCUCUCUGGCAGCUACAGCAGCGGCAUCUCGUCUCUCAGCCGCUGCAGUGUUUCUGAAGCCUCAGGCACCGAAGCCACCCCCUCUACCGACCACGCCCUCCCCACCUCCGCCUCUAGUGGCUCGGAUGAGCUUUUUCGGCGCGAGAACAAGACUCCGCCCCCUUACAGCAGCAACCCGCGGCGACCGGUGCCCCUCCCUCACAGCCUUUCCAUUCCCACGAGUGCUGAUGCUCCACCCAUUCCACCAAAACCCCACCAGCUUCGCAGUGUUAAGCCAGUGGAGCAGCUGCCCAGACCCCGCCCCCUUCCCAGGAAAGUCUCUCAGCUUUAGUGCUGCAGGAAGAAAAUACCAUGCACCACCGAUUGCACUUUCUUUCUUUGGGUUGAUAAACCUAAACUUUCAAUUUACAUAACAAACAGACUGGGUAUGUAGGAGGAUAUGGCAGGGGUGUUACUGCUAAUUCCUGCACUUUUCAGCAAUCACAGAUCAAGAUGCUCUUGCUCUGAGUACCAGGGCAUUUUUACAUUCUGUAAAUACUGAUAUGAAACGUAUGUUUUGCCUUAAGUAUUGAAAUCAGACUAUUUUACCAUUGGGUAAUGCACGUUUCUAAGUACAUUUUAAGUACAUUCUACUUUUUUAAAUGGCUCAGAGGUGCUAAUGGCCUCCAUUCAGCUCUUCAUGUAGGCACUAGAUAAUAUCCAUGGCUUUGUUGAUACACUUGGACUCCUAAAAGAGGCUGCCUUUUUUUUUUUUUUUUUUUAGGUGGCCAGUUCACCAAACUCUUUUAAUCAUCUGCAGGAGCAUGUUUUACAGGAUUUCAGAGGUCAGGGUCUUGUUGAUUUUGAGCACAUCUGUAGAUAGAACAGCAAUCAGUUUAUACAGAAUAUUCAUCCAUCACCUACUUGUUACGAUAAGGUUUACAGUUUACAUGAUUUGGUCAGCACUCACAGCUGACACUUCAGAACUAAAGUCUGACCAAACAGGUCAAAUGCUUGAGUUAGUUUACCAGGUAUUGUGCCAAAGGAACAGGAAAAGUGUGUUUAUACGGAGACAGUCAUGUCGUACUUUCAUUCUCCAGCUCAAGAUUCAUAUUAAGUCUCUGUUUUCAUGUUUUUACACUAUCAUUUUGUGGUGGUUAUUGUUUUUUUUUUUUGUUUUUUUUUUGAAAGACAGUCAUGUUAAAGUAUGAUUGGGUUUGUCCGUGGCAUGACUGGAUAUACCAUGACAGGCUGGUACUCACGUUACACUGCCUGAGUAAUAUUUAGGAAAGGAGCUGAAGGCAGAAGCAUCUGCCCAUGUGCAUAGCAGACGCUAGCCUAAUUAUGGUGCAGCGCAUAGUGACUGUGACUUUUUUUUUUUUUACGUGUGCUGAAAUUGCUGGAGCCUUUACAGAAUUGAAUCCUGCCAUUCUUCGUAUUCACAUUCUGCUGUACCAAUUACAUGUCCUAUUCACAUACUACGCCAAUUUAAAAGCGUUGAAUUUUGCCCUAGAUGCCAUAUCUCACUCUCAAAACUGCCAGUAGGAAUUUUAGGAAAUUGUUCAUUUGAAGGUCUCAAACACAAGACUAUAUAGUGGACUGUGACAAUAUAUCAGAGUAAUGCUUAAUUAUGACAUUAAGAUUUGACCAUUUCUACUUAUACCAAGAUUCUACUUUUAACAACACAAUACACUGUAUAGUAGUAUAUAUUUUUGUACAAUCUCAUUAAUUGAUGUUUUUAAAGCAGUGGUUCUCAGACUAGUCCUCACAGCCUUCCAGACGCUCUGCAUUUUAGCCUAUUAAUCAGUUUUAAGGUAUGAACUACAUAAGAAAAAAAAACAUCAUGGGGAUGUGACAUUAGGGAAAAAUAAUCAAUGAUAAGGUGGUGUGAUCUGGCUGGAUUAGUUACUGGUACCACCCUGAAAUGUAUUAUUUUCUAUUUAAAAUUUGCUAGAAAUUCAUUUUUGUUAAGUAAAAAACAUGUCAUUAUUUUUAUCCAUUUACAGUCACUUUUAAUGUUGUGGAACGUCUGGAAAACAAAUUAGAUCCUGUUAUGAUUUACAUUAUAGCAGCUGUAAUCAGUCAUUCCUUCACCAAUCUGUCUCUGAUUGGUUGUUGCAGUAAUAUACACUUGUCAAAUUGCCUUAUAGCCGGCUGUACUGCCAGAGCUACUGGAAAUUAAUCGACGCCUUUUGACCAAUCAGAUUUGAGAGUUCAAGAGCGCUGUGGUAUAAUUAUAGUAUAGAGUCUGUUUUCAGUUAGUUUUUCAUGAAAUAUGUUGAGAGAUGUUUUUUAAAAUUUGAUCAUUUAAUUUUUAUGUCUAAUUGUAAUGCAUCAAAAAUCACGUAUUUGCCAAAUUACCAUAUUGUAUACAUUCAUAUAUUGUCACAGCCCUAUUUAUAAUUUAAUCUCUAUAUUAAUCUACUGCGUUUUUUCUAUACAUAAUGAUUUACAGAGAAACCUGCUGAUUUGGGUAUUUAUAACAGUCCUGUCAGAGCCUGUUUUUGUGCCCCGCAAAUGAACAUUUAAUGGAAAAUACUGAUCACCUCUCUCACUGCUACAUUCUUAUUUCUGUUUAUUUCUGGAAAAUUAAAUAAUGUUCACAUUUUGUGAGUCAUUUUUCAAACUUGGAUUUGUUGAGAACUUUGGAUAAACAUCUUCAUACGAAUCAGUGCUUGAAAAAAAAUUGUAAAUUAUAUGAUAAUGUCCUUGUAAUUAUGCCAAAUACAAUACCUUCUCUAUUGUAAAUAUAAUGUUUUUAAAAGAAAGUGUAGCUAUAACAAAUUUACAGCUUUGAAUGUCGGAACAAAUUAUAAUUAUAAAUGUUAAAUAUUUAUGAUUUUUUUGGGGAGGGGGGUAGAACAACUGAGGUUGAGCUUACACAUUUACUGUACAUUCUAAUGAAUUCCUGUGUAAUAAAAUGUUUUCAACAAGCA
Pangasianodon hypophthalmus (striped catfish) is the source of this 8622-nucleotide messenger RNA. RefSeq names its product dedicator of cytokinesis 4b (gene dock4b). Gene Ontology annotation, molecular function: small GTPase binding; guanyl-nucleotide exchange factor activity; GTPase activator activity. The record is from RefSeq and is a predicted model, not a curated record. Gene Ontology annotation, cellular component: plasma membrane; cytoplasm. The coding region runs from base 171 to 6038 and encodes 1955 amino acids. NCBI's taxonomy places the organism in Eukaryota, Metazoa, Chordata, Actinopteri, Siluriformes, Pangasiidae. The transcript is spliced from 53 exons. Gene Ontology annotation, biological process: small GTPase-mediated signal transduction; cell chemotaxis.